Polyodon spathula (Mississippi paddlefish) is the source of this 5257-nucleotide messenger RNA. Its product is annotated as inositol hexakisphosphate and diphosphoinositol-pentakisphosphate kinase 2-like. Lineage: Eukaryota; Metazoa; Chordata; Actinopteri; Acipenseriformes; Polyodontidae. Gene Ontology annotation, cellular component: cytosol. The record is from RefSeq and is a predicted model, not a curated record. Gene Ontology annotation, biological process: inositol metabolic process; inositol phosphate biosynthetic process. The coding region runs from base 573 to 4871 and encodes 1432 amino acids. The transcript is spliced from 33 exons. Gene Ontology annotation, molecular function: 5-diphosphoinositol pentakisphosphate 1-kinase activity; inositol hexakisphosphate kinase activity; diphosphoinositol pentakisphosphate kinase activity.
UCCGUCAGGCAGGGUGGUGUGCGCCAGCGAGCUGUCAGAGAGGAGGAAGCGAGCACAAAGUCAUGCAAUCUGUGUCUCCUGUACACAGCAGUGCUAGCUCCUCACCUGAGCUGAUUGAAAACAUGUCCCUGCCUGGACUGAAGAGUGAGAAGACAGACAGACAGACAGACAGACAGACAGAGAGGCAUACUCCUGGGGAUUCAUACCACACAGGUUCGGGAACAUCGAGAGCCUGUGAUGAUGGUUGGUGCAUCGAGUUCCAGGGUUCUUUACUCUUGAACAAAACCUGUGGAUUUCUUUUUUUUAUUCCUGGGAAAGAAGCUUGCUUAAGUGAGAAGAGACUUCUGAGUCAGAGAAUCUCCUAAUUAGAACCCCUGUUAAAGCUUGCCUCCUCCAGCCCGCCUUUCUCUUCCUGGCUGUGGGGCUUUUAACCCUCGUUUCUCCUGCCCCUUUUCAUAGUUUUUUCCAAUUGAGUAAUUCCCGAUCGCGGCCUCGUGCCCGCGCUCCUCCCCCGCUGUGAGUUGGCGUGCGAUGGCACGGCGGGUCGCUGACAGUUGCCACGGUGGGCUGUGAUGUCAGCGCCCAGCAGCCCCGACGAGAGCCAGCGCGCCGCUCCCAGAUUCUUCGUGGGCUGCGAGGACGAUGAGAGCGAAAGCCUGGGGGACACUGCAAGCAUGAGGACAGACGUGGAGCUGUACGAGUGCAGUGAAGAGGAGGACACGCCCCCUGAGAGACAGAUCGUGGUGGGGAUCUGUUCCAUGACGAAGAAGUCCAAGUCGAAGCCGAUGACUCAGAUCUUGGAGCGGCUCUGUAAGUUCGAGUACAUCACUGUGGUGAUCUUCCCUGAGGACGUGAUUCUCAAUGAGCCCGUUGACAACUGGCCGCUGUGCGACUGCCUCAUCUCCUUCCACUCCAAAGGCUUCCCUCUGGACAAAGCAGUGAGUUAUGCAAAACUGAGGAACCCACUUCUCAUCAAUGACCUGAAUAUGCAGUACUUCAUUCAGGACAGGAGGGAGGUGUACCGGAUCUUGCAGGAAGAAGGGAUUGACUUGCCACGCUAUGCCGUACUGAACCGGGACCCAGACAAACCAGAAGAGUGUAACCUGGUUGAAGGAGAGGACCACGUGGAGGUGAAUGGAGAGGUUUUCCAGAAGCCCUUUGUAGAGAAGCCAGUCAGCGCUGAAGACCACAAUGUGUACAUCUACUACCCCACCUCCGCCGGGGGCGGCAGCCAGCGGCUCUUCAGAAAGAUCGGGAGCCGCAGCAGUGUGUAUUCCCCGGAGAGCAGCGUGAGGAAGACCGGCUCCUAUAUCUACGAGGAAUUCAUGCCGACCGACGGAACUGACGUGAAGGUCUACACAGUGGGGCCUAACUAUGCCCACGCAGAGGCACGCAAGUCUCCUGCACUGGAUGGAAAGGUGGAACGAGACAGUGAAGGGAAGGAGAUCCGCUACCCCGUCAUGCUCACUGCCAUGGAGAAACUUGUUGCUCGUAAGGUCUGCAUGGCGUUUAAACAAACAGUGUGUGGAUUUGACCUGCUGCGUGCCAACGAUCACUCUUACGUCUGCGAUGUGAACGGGUUCAGCUUUGUGAAGAACUCCAUGAAGUACUACGAUGACUGUGCCAAGAUCCUGGGGAAUAUAAUGAUGCGGGAGCUGGCUCCCCAGUUCCACAUUCCCUGGUCCAUCCCUACAGAAGCGGAGGAUGUUCCUAUUGUCCCCACCACAUCAGGAACCAUGAUGGAGCUGCGCUGUGUUAUUGCAAUCAUUCGACAUGGAGAUCGAACCCCCAAACAGAAAAUGAAGAUGGAAGUCAGGAACCCAAUGUUCUUCGAUCUGUUUGAGAAAUACGAGGGGUACAAGACUGGGAAACUGAAGCUGAAGAAGCCAAAACAGUUGCAGGAGGUGCUGGACAUCGCUCGGCAGCUGUUGGCUGAACUGGGCCAGCACAACGACUGCGAGAUCGAGGAGAAGAAAUCCAAACUGGAGCAGCUGAAAACUGUGCUGGAGAUGUACGGCCAUUUCUCUGGGAUAAACAGGAAGGUGCAGCUAACCUAUCUGCCUCACGGGCAACCCAAAACCUCCAGUGAGGAGGAAGAUUCUCGGAAGGAGGGUCCGUCUCUGUUGCUUGUUUUGAAGUGGGGAGGCGAGCUGACCCCGGCUGGCAGAGUACAAGCAGAGGAGCUGGGCAGAGCAUUCAGAUGCAUGUACCCGGGAGGGCAAGAUGGUAGCGGCAGAGCCAUUGGCUGCGAGUCUCCUAUUGACUGUGGCGACUAUGCAGGGUUUCCAGGCUGUGGGCUACUCAGACUGCACAGCACUUACCGACACGACCUCAAGAUCUACGCCUCUGACGAGGGGAGGGUGCAGAUGACAGCAGCAGCCUUUGCCAAAGGGCUGCUGGCUCUGGAGGGGGAGCUGACCCCCAUCCUCGUCCAGAUGGUCAAGAGUGCCAAUAUGAACGGGCUGCUGGACAGUGACCGCGACUCGCUCAGCGGCUGCCAGCAUCGGGUGAAGGCGCGGCUCCAUGAGAUCAUGCAGAAGGACCAGGACUUCACCGAGGAGGACUUCGACAGGCUGUCCCCCACUGGCAGUACAUCCGUGCUGAACUCCAUGAAGCUCGUUGGGAACCCAGUGCAGACCUGUGACCGAGUCUAUGCACUCAUCCAGAGCCUCACAUCCCAGAUCCGCACCAGGCUCGAGGACCCCAAGUCUGCAGAUCUGCAGCUGUACCAUAGUGAGACUCUGGAGCUGAUGCUGCAGCGCUGGUCCAAGCUGGAGCGAGAUUUCCGCAUGAAGAGCGGCCGAUAUGACAUCAGCAAGAUCCCCGACAUCUAUGACUGCAUCAAGUACGAUGUGCAGCACAACAGCUCCCUGGGGCUGGAGGACACGCUGGAGCUCUUCAGACUGUCCAAAGCGCUCGCCGAUAUCAUCAUCCCGCAGGAGUAUGGCAUCGACAAGGAGGAGAAGCUGGACAUUGCCUACACCUACUGCCUCCCGCUUAUCAAGAAGAUCCAGCUGGACAUGCAGAGGACACAUGAGGACGAGUCUGUCAACAAGCUGCACCCUCUGUACUCUCGUGGAGUGAUGUCACCGGGCCGUCACGUGCGGACACGGCUUUAUUUCACCAGCGAGAGCCACGUGCACUCCCUACUCAGUGUCUUCCGCUACGGUGGCCUUCUGGAUGAGCUGAAUGACCAGCAGUGGAAGAGGGCGAUGGAUUACCUGGGUGCGGUCUCGGAGCUCAACUACAUGACCCAGAUCGUCAUCAUGAUCUACGAGGAUAACAACAAGGACCCCUCGUCGGAGGAGCGAUUCCAUGUGGAGCUGCACUUCAGCCCCGGGGUGAAGGGGUGUGAGGAGGAGGAGAACGCACCCAUGGGGUUUGGGUUCCGUCCCGCCUCAGCUGAGAACGAGGAGAAGCAGACAGACCCUGGCAGCAUAGAGGAUCUGUCCCAUGAUGAACCGGACCGGGCGGUGCCCCUUUCCGAGCCAAUCGGCAUCCACAGGAAGUCCCUACUCACCCGCACGCCAAAGGCUGGCUCCAUGGAGGUUCUGUCUGAAACCUCUUCUUCCAAGUCUGGGGGCUACCGCCUCUUCCCUUCCUACUCCCGACAGUCUCCAGAAAUGAAACAGAGCGGCUUAGGGUCCCAAUGCGCAGGGCUCUUCAGUACAACUGUCUUGGGGGGGUCCUCUAGCGCCCCCAACCUGCAGGACUACGCUCGUACGCACCGCAAAAAAUUCUCCAGCAACCUCUCCUAUAAAGACGAGUUGUUGUCUAUGCCGGCAGUAAAGCGAUUUUCUGUGUCGUUUGCAAAGCAUCCGACUAAUGAGGCCCUGGAGGAGCACCAUGUUGCCCAGCUCUUGCGGCGGUUCUCUACAGACCAGGCUCUGGGGCGGCACCUAUCUAUGGACAGGGCGCUGGCCCAUCACCUGCACCAUUGCUCCUACCACCUGCGCCUGUUCCGCAACUGGUUAAUCUCCGGCCAGGACACCAUCGAGUGCCUCUACGGGUUCGAAGGCUGCUCGAUGGUGCCCUCUAUCUACCCUCUGGAGACACUGCACAACUCGCUCUCCCUCAAGCAGGUCAACGAGUUCCUGACUGCGGUGUGCGAGAGCGGCGGCGACUCCCACUCCAAGGCCAGCAAAGCUCUCUCGGAUAUAUUCGAUCCUCAGAGCCAACCACCAGUGUACACGUUCACCCCACAGCGUGUGCUCUCGUCCUCUGUGUCGGCCCUAUCCCUGCGCCAUCACUCGGACCGCCCUGCCUGGUACAGCAGUGGCCCCUCCAGCACAGUGUCCAGCGCUGGACCUUCCUCCCCCACCACUGCUGACGCGUCUCCUCGUUUCAGCUUCAGUGACAAGAUGCCCCUGACCCCACAGAGCAGUGAUGAGGCGCACGUGGGUCAGCAGAGCAAGCAACCAACAGGGAACAGCCAGACAAGCUGCCAGCCCGUAGACACAAGUCUACUGAGCGGUCAGACGGACAGUAAUCCAUCCAGCCCCCAGCAACCUAGCGGCCAGCCAGUUGUUAGUACGAGUCAAUCCACCAGCCCCAACCAGCCUAACAUCCAAAAAGACCAAACAGCCAGUGAAAAUAUAGAACAGCAGGGCCUUCCUCUGACACAAUUGGCUGGGCUUGAGAGGAAGGGGGCUAACCCAAAUCCUCUGGGGUCACUGGGAAUCCUUCUGGAGGACAGAGAGAGCGAAUCAGAAACAGCCUUCAGUGCUCAGUCAGCCAUGCCUCCAGAGGAGCCUGAAGAGUUUUUUGACACACAUGAGACACUGGAAGUCUGGGAAAACAGUCCCAGUGACUCCCAGCAGCACCCUGAGAGCUCCCUGGAGCUUGGGGUAGUGCACGUGUCCGAUCCUUAGGGAAGGAUGAAAGGGAGAGGCAGAUCUCAAUGCUGUACAGAACACUUGGUCCACUGUGUUUUCAAUGUCACUGUGUUUUUAAUACACACUUGUACUGUAGUUCACCAGAAUGGAGGAGAUAUAGACCACAAUACUUGUGACCUACAAAUGUGAUCGUCCAGUAUGUUCUUAAUGUUAUUGUGUUACCAGAUGAUUCUUUCAAACCCUUUCAAAGUACAAAGUACACCGGUGUCAAAUUUAAUCUGCAUGGCUUAUGAGAGAAAUGCUUGUAGUUCAAUAACAUAAAGCAGUUAAUACUGUAAAUUCACAAUCUGAUACAUUUUCAAAAGCUAUGUAAGCUCAGCAUCCCAGCCAAGCCAUUUUGUUUUACACAACUACCCCCCCCC